Sphaeroforma arctica JP610 is the source of this 173-nucleotide messenger RNA. RefSeq lists its product as hypothetical. The annotation marks the transcript as partial. The record is from RefSeq and is a predicted model, not a curated record. Lineage: Eukaryota; Ichthyosporea; Ichthyophonida. The transcript has a single exon.
AUGUCUGCCGAACCGGGGAAAGAUGAAAAUGGCUCCAAAGAAAGCGGGACGGAAAGCGGGAUACUCACGCGGAUGAGUGACAACUGUAUCAUCAGUGACACGAGCUUUGACCUGAUUAUUUCUAAGUUGACAGCCAAUCAAUUGGCCGCUGCACCGGUGGACACUCCGCUGAU